GUGCCAUGGAGGAAUCGAGUAGUUGACGUUUCCUGUUGCAACCUUCUCUUUUUAAGCUUUCUUCCCGUCUGAUCAUUCCGAUCCAGAAUCAAGUUUUGACGCUUUGAAUUCUCAGUUUACGAGCUCUGACCAUUCAGAACCAUGAAGUACAUCAUCGGCAUUGGCGGCGUUACCAACGGAGGGAAAACCACCCUCACCAACAGACUGAUGAAGAACCUGCCCAACUGUUGUGUGGUCCACCAGGAUGACUUCUUCAAGCCCCAAGAUCAGAUUGAAGAUGGUGAAGAUGGCUUUAAGCAGUACGAUGUCAUCACUGCUCUGGACAUGGACGCCAUGAUGAGCACAAUCUACGCAUGGUUGGAGAACCCAGUGAAGUUUGAGAAAUCUCAUGGCGUUAAUAACACCCUGGAUACUGAGAUCGUCCCAAAGUCUGACAAUAAGGAAGAGGGGGAGACUCACAUCCUUAUUGUGGAAGGCUUUCUGCUCUACACCUUUGAGCCUUUGAUCGACGUGUUGAACCAACGCUACUUUAUUUCCAUCCCGUACGAAGAAUGCAAAAAGAGGAGGUGCUCAAGGAACUACUCGGUGCCAGACCCCCCCGGCCUGUUUGAUGGUCAUGUCUGGCCCAUGUAUUUGAAACACAAAAACAUUCUAUUUCAAUCUCAACAGGGCAGAUGGAGCGGGACAGGAA
Notolabrus celidotus (New Zealand spotty) is the source of this 691-nucleotide messenger RNA. Its product is annotated as nicotinamide riboside kinase 2-like. The annotation marks the transcript as partial. The record is from RefSeq and is a predicted model, not a curated record. The transcript has a single exon. NCBI's taxonomy places the organism in Eukaryota, Metazoa, Chordata, Actinopteri, Labriformes, Labridae. Gene Ontology annotation, cellular component: cytoplasm.